AUGGAAGUGGAAGGAGUCGCUACCGCAAAUCUGUCAUGGGACCUUUCAAAGGGACCUGUGCCCCCUCCCCUCCAAAACAAACUCGUUGAUCACUGUCUGUUAGAGCUUUUGCAGUACGCUAACGGGUCUAACCACGCUAUUCUCAGGCUAGUUUUUAAACACCCACAAGUGGGAGCAUCUUCGCGCGCACCUGCUAAUACUCAGGGUGUUAGGAUGGAGCUCGAAGUGCAAGAUGAAGCCGGAACAGGUCCAGUGGAAGGUCAGCUAGUUGUUAAGACUUUUACUUACACAGGAACACAUAGAAAUGCCGCUGUUUCUCAUAUGUUACCCGUUAAGGGCCAAAAGGCUGUUAGACACUUUAUUAACAUUGCUCAGAAGGUUAAGUUGACUCCCUGUGACUUUAACUCACUGAAUUCGGAUACUGUCGGAUGUAGAGACUUUUUAUCGCAGUUCAUCUACCACUUAGAUCGCGGCAAUGUUCUCAAGCUUCCAAACGAUAAGGCCACUAGUGUGUAUGACCUUUUCAAUUGGAAGUACAGUCUGAGCGGUGCAACGAGGGUUCCCACAGUUAUAUAUUAUGCUGCUUUUAAUCAAAACUACCAACAUGUCAACAUCCCUGGAUGUGUUUACCCUGCAGCCGCUGGAGCUGGAGCUGCUGGUGCUGCUGGAGGGGCUAAAUGGGCUAAAGGGGCUGGAGCAGCAGGGCAAUGA
Messenger RNA from Penicillium expansum, 711 nucleotides. RefSeq lists its product as uncharacterized. Lineage: Eukaryota; Fungi; Ascomycota; Eurotiomycetes; Eurotiales; Aspergillaceae. The transcript has 2 exons. The record is from RefSeq and is a predicted model, not a curated record. Bases 1 to 711 code for a protein of 236 amino acids.